AUGGAUCUCUCCAAACCCUAUUUGCUUGUUGCCUGCACACUUCUCUAUGUUUCUUUGCUUGUUGGUGGCCAAUCUUCUGAUGACUUUGAAAUCAAGAAACCGGUCUCUUUUAUUCCUGACGCUAUAGAAUCUCUCCAAAAGUCUUCUAUGUCCGCCUAUAAUUGGGAGAUAAAAAAAAAAGUUCCUGGUGGUCCAGACCCCAUGCCAUCUCCUGAAACUCCUCCCGUUCAUUCUUCAGAAACUUAUUACUCUCAGCGGGAGGUAAGGAGAAAAGUUUCAAGAGGUUCAGACCCUAGAACAUCCGAAAGUCCUUCUUUUGAUUCUUCAGGUGUAUAUCACUCUCGAUGGGGGCUAAAAAGACAGGUUCCUAGUGGUCCAGAUCCCGAGACAUCCCCUGGAACGCCUCCCUUUGACUCUUCAAGUUCUUAUUACUCUCCAUGGAAGCUAAAGAGAAAAGUUCUAAGAGGUUGA
Molecule: messenger RNA, 471 nt
Organism: Dovyalis caffra
Lineage: Eukaryota; Viridiplantae; Streptophyta; Magnoliopsida; Malpighiales; Salicaceae
Source: the annotation of a GenBank genome assembly